Molecule: messenger RNA, 792 nt
Organism: Pundamilia nyererei
Lineage: Eukaryota; Metazoa; Chordata; Actinopteri; Cichliformes; Cichlidae
Product: cornifelin-like
Exons: 3
Coding region: 36-524 (162 amino acids)
Source: RefSeq, a predicted model, not a curated record
AUUAUUUAGUGUCUGUGGCUGAACUUCAACACACAAUGGCAGAAAAACCCUUGAUAGACUGGGACAGUGGUCUCUUGGAUUGCUUUGAGGAUGCGAGUACUUGCUGCUAUGGUUUCUGGUGCGGCCCCUGCCUCGCCUGCACCGUUGCUGGAAGGUUUGGAGAGAACAACUGUCUCCCUUUGUGUGAUAUGUGCUGUUGUGUUGUGUCGACAGUCUUUGGCCUUCCAAUUUUUCCACCUCCUGCAGUCUUGUCUUUAAGGGCUGCCAUGCGAAACAGAUAUGGCAUCAAGGGCUCUCUCUGUAAGGAUAUUGCAAUUUCCUGUUGCUGCUGCACGUGCUCCUGGUGUCAGAUGCAUCGUGAGUUAAAGCAUCGUAAGCAAGCCCCCACUGUGGUCAACAUACAGAAUAACAACAUUGUGAACAUGCAGCCUGUUCCAGUCAUGCAGGCACCCAUGAUGAUGCCUGUACAACCAGUGCCAGCUGCUUAUAUGGCUCAACCAGCAGUCACUGUGAUCACACAGUGACGAAAUCCGAGUUUGUGUUUAUGUUUCUAUCAGUGAUACGAGACAAUGAAGUCAUUUUGAAUUGAGAGUAUCGUUAAAUAUUUCUAUCAGCUUAGAUGCAUGAGUCGCCUUUUUAGAUUAGUCAGUGCAUAGCUUCAGUAAUAGUCUUAAUUUUUCUGCUAAUGAGAAAAACAUAGUUGCAUGUAGAGAGCUAAACGUGGUGUUAGAUCUGCUCUGAUGUUAAAACUGAUGUAAAGUGUUUUUUCAUCAAUAAAAAUAUGAAAUCCAA